AUGCGGAGGGGAGGCGGCUGGUGUUAGGUGGAUCAGUCAUCAGUUAAAGAAUCAACGAAGUGACCAAGACACCAACCAUUAUUUUCUUUCUGCUCAUUUUCUUACUUUCCAAACAGAUAAGCGUUCCAAACCAAAUGGACUCUACCAAUAUUUCGGUUGCUUCUGGUGCUGGUCUGCAAGUGGGCAGCCAGGGAGUUAUGAGGAACUCAACUCUAAUUUGUACUCCAAUUAUGGGGGAAUCGGUAGAUGAUAUGCUUGUUGAACUGGUUAAGGCAAAACAAUCUGGUGCUGACCUUGUCGAGAUCAGAUUGGACAAAUUGGAGGUUUUUCAACCUCGUGAGGAUCUUAAAACCUUAAUUAAAGGCAGCCCUUUGCCUACUCUGUUCACAUAUAGACCAACAUGGGAAGGUGGUCAGUACAAUGGUGAUGAAGAAAUGCGACGGGAUGCACUUCGAUUGGCCAUGGAAUAUGGGGCUGAUUACAUUGAUGUUGAGCUUCAGGUUGCUCAUGAGUUCAUUCAAUCCAUAGCUGGAAAGAAGCCUGACAAGUUUAAGAUCAUUGUUUCUUCCCACAAUUAUCAAAAUACACCAUCUACGGAGGAUCUUGGUAAUCUUGUCGCGAAAAUACAAGCAACUGGAGCAGAUAUAGUGAAGUUUGCAACUUCUGCCUUAGAUAUAACUGACGCAGCACGUGUUUUCCAGAUAACCGUGCAUUCUCAGGUUCCAAUAAUAGCACUUGUUAUGAGUGAGAGGGGUUUGAUUUCGCGAAUACUUUGUGCAAAGUUUGGUGGUUAUCUGACUUUUGGUACUCUUGAGUCGGGAUUUGUUUCAGCACCUGGUCAACCUACAAUGGAUGAGCUUCUACAUUUAUACAAUUUCAGACAGAUAGGGCCCGACACAAAAGUGUUUGGUGUUAUUGGAAAGCCAGUUGGCCACAGCAAAUCCCCAUUUUUGUAUAAUGAAGCCUUCAAGUCACUUGGUUUUAAUGGAGUUUAUCUGCAUUUGUUGGUAGAUGACAUUGCAAAUUUUCUUCAAACUUACUCUUCUGCAGAUUUUGCUGGAUUCAGUGUCACAAUUCCUCACAAGGAAGCUGCACUUGCCUGCUGUGACGAGGUUGAUCCAGUUGCCAAGUCAAUAGGAGCUGUUAAUUGCAUUAUAAGGAGACAAAGUGAUGGGAAGUUAUUGGGAUACAAUACAGACUAUAUUGGUGCCAUUUCUGCCAUUGAAGAUGGAUUGCGAGGUUCGCUUAAUGCUAGCAGUAUGGGUGGUUCACCUUUAGCUGGUAAACUGUUCAUUGUCAUUGGUGCUGGUGGUGCUGGCAAGGCGCUUGCUUAUGGUGCAAAAGAGAAGGGAGCAAGGGUUGUGAUUGCCAAUCGUACCUAUGGUCGGGCAAAAGAACUCGCAGACACAAUUGGAGGAGAAGCUUUAUCACUUGCUGACUUACAAGAUUUCCAUCCCGAGGAUGGGAUGAUUCUUGCAAACACAACAUCUAUUGGAAUGCAUCCAAAAGUUGAUGAAACACCUAUUUCUAAGCAUGCUCUACGAUUUUACUCGCUGGUGUUUGACGCCGUAUAUACACCCAGAAUUACCAGACUCCUACGCGAAGCAGAGGAAUCUGGAGCCACAAUUGUUACUGGCUUAGAGAUGUUCAUAGGACAAGCCUACGACCAGUUUGAAAAAUUUACUGGACUGCCAGCACCUAAGGAACAGUUUAGAAAAAUUAUGGCGAGUAACUCUUGAGGUUCGUCAUUGAUUAUAAUUUUUUUUCCAGUAUUGAGCUUGACAUUCAAGUUAUUCUUUGUUUACCAUUUAUGAACUUUCGCUUGAUGAUUUAUGCAAAAAUUGCUUUCAUGGAUUUUGUCCAGCUGAGUUCAAUGUAACAAACCAUAAAUUUCUGAUUCUAUUGUAUGCUAUAAUUAGUUCAUAAUUUAUAAACAAUUAUUCUGAGAA
This is a messenger RNA of Cannabis sativa, 1949 nucleotides long. Its product is annotated as bifunctional 3-dehydroquinate dehydratase/shikimate dehydrogenase, chloroplastic. The record is from RefSeq and is a predicted model, not a curated record. Gene Ontology annotation, biological process: shikimate metabolic process; chorismate biosynthetic process. Gene Ontology annotation, molecular function: 3-dehydroquinate dehydratase activity; shikimate 3-dehydrogenase (NADP+) activity; NADP binding. Lineage: Eukaryota; Viridiplantae; Streptophyta; Magnoliopsida; Rosales; Cannabaceae. The transcript is spliced from 11 exons. The coding region runs from base 135 to 1739 and encodes 534 amino acids.